GUUGAAGCAGGACAAGGAAAAGAUUUCCUCAGCUGAAGCUGAAUUUUGUUGUCCAUCAUAAUUCGUCAAAAUGGUGUUUUGGUCUGUUGCGAAGCCUGCACUCGCCGGCGCAGUAUUCUUACUUUUGAUGUGUGUUCCAUCGGCCGUCAGCAACAGUGGGUCCCAGUCUCCUCUGCCGUCGAAAAACUGUGCGCUAUCGGUUUGGACAUCCUGGACACGCUGUGACCCCUGCCAGAAGAAGAGGUAUCGUUAUGCUAAGCUCCUGCAACCGGCAGAGUAUGGAGGAGAGCCCUGUAAUCACCAGGGCAGAGAAGAGGAGUCCUGCACUCCUCCAUCUCGCUAUCGUUGUGAAAGCACUCCGCUCUGCCAGGGGUUCCAGUGCACUAUCACAGGCCGCUGUGUGUUGCAGGCCCUCCGAUGUAACGGUGAUGAUGACUGCGGUGAUGGUUCUGACGAACGCAACUGUGACAAAGUUUUCAGAGCUUGUCCACACACAACUGAGGAAUACUGGGGAAUAGAAAACCUCGGCAAAGGGAUCAACAUUCUUAACAGUAACCUUGAGGGCGUUGUACUGGACAACCGAUACUAUGCUGGCGGCUGUGCACCCCACUUCUUUCAGGACAUACGCUACAGAAAGCCCUAUAAUGUACAGCACUACACUAUAGAGACUAAAGGCUCAUAUGACUUCAAGGGAGAGUCUUUUGCUUCGUACAGUGAUUUGAUGCACAACACUAUGACUGCAACCAUGUCCCAGACUAGUGUCUCCUUCAGCAUUGGCAUUCCUGGUGUCCUCGGUCUCGGCUUCAACUAUGCCGAUUCCAAGUACAAGAAGACAGCCAAGGGCCUUCGGCGUUAUUCAGGGAAGGAAUACAGCUUUGUCCGCACGCGCUUGCAGCUUGAGUUAGCCAAGUAUGCCCUGAAGGCCAUGGAUCUGAUGCUUCAUCCGGAGUUCCUGUCCCGGCUGCGAGCCCUACCGCUGGAGUACACGUACGGGGAAUACCGGCAGAUCUAUGUGGAUUAUGGCACACAUUACAUCACAGAGGCCACUCUCGGCGGUGAUCUAGAGCAUACCAUCGUCCUCAAUAGUGAGAAACUGAAGAAAUCAGACUACUCUCUCAGUGAUGCUAAGAACUGCUUUGAGUUUGGGCUAAAGGUGAGUUUCAGUGUAGCCAAGGUGCCAAUUUCAGCUGGAGUCUCUGGAGGACGCUGCUCUGGACUACUGAAGGAGGUUGGAGAUACCUUAAGCAAAGAAUCACUAGUGGAAGACUUUUUUGCCCUGGUGAGAGGUGGCGACAGUGAGACCGUCACUCGUCUGGCUGCUAAAGGUCUUCCCACGCCCGAAAUUAUCCAGCUGUGGGGAGAUGCAGUGCAGUACAACCCUGAUAUCAUCCGCAGCAAAAUGGCACCACUGUACACCCUGGUGACCUCUCGGGACUUUGUCAGUGCCAACACCCUACAGAGGAACCUGAAGAGAGCCCUAAAUGAGUACCUGGCAGAGGCAAGCUCCUGCCGAUGUACCCCCUGUCUCAACAACGGUCUGGCUGUUCUCAAAGGAUACAGAUGUGAAUGUGUGUGUCCAUCUGGCUACAGUGGCCUGAGCUGUGAAAAAACACAAAGACCAGGAAUAGCAAUAGAUGGGAACUGGAGCUGCUGGUCCGAGUGGUCAGCGUGCAGUGGGCAGAGCAAGCGACGAACACGGGAGUGUAAUAAUCCAGCACCGACGGAUGGCGGAGCCACGUGCCAGGGACCUCAUGAAGAAACAACAGAUUGUUUUUGAUGUUAACCAACCAGUUGACUGCAGACCAAAACAAAAUGUUCCCUUUGUUAAAAUGAACCUGACUUUGACUGUGUCAGCUAAACGGUUUUGCUGGCUCUCCGUGAUAGUGAGACUCAUGUUUAUGCCAUUGGUACAUAAAUAAACAGGACACUACUGUUUUAUGAA
Chanos chanos (milkfish) is the source of this 1942-nucleotide messenger RNA. It is a transcript of the gene c8b, whose product is annotated as complement component 8, beta polypeptide. Gene Ontology annotation, molecular function: protein binding. The coding region runs from base 71 to 1777 and encodes 568 amino acids. The record is from RefSeq and is a predicted model, not a curated record. Lineage: Eukaryota; Metazoa; Chordata; Actinopteri; Gonorynchiformes; Chanidae. Gene Ontology annotation, biological process: complement activation. The transcript is spliced from 12 exons. Gene Ontology annotation, cellular component: membrane attack complex.